ACCCAAAGAAGACAAUAUCUUAUAGCGAUGGGCUUGAACCGUUACAUAUGGGAUCUUCUUACUCCAAUCAAAUCCCUUCAUUAGAGCUCAUUUUGAACUAGAACUCACAGAUUGUCAAAGUCGAUGCCUUUAUGACUUUUACCAGAAGGAUUCUUAGCACAAACUUCUGAAAAACUAUUGCUUGUUUUCUCAAGAUAAGCUUUAGAAAGAAUCUUUCUUUAUGACUUUUCUUUGGCUGAAUUUUUUCUAGCAUCUAGCAAUGGAAGACAAAGUGCAAGUGGAAUAACUCCCAGAGCCCUCUCUCUUUCUAUUGGCUAAACUAAACUAACAGUGCGUGAACUAUUUGUUGUGAUUUGAAACAAGCAACCACAACUUAAAGCAAUUAGUAUUCUUUUUCAAACCUUGAAUAUGAGAAGCAGUCAAUCAUUUGCCAAACCCUGUUGAAAACAUAGCCAGGCUGGCUGUUUAGAGCCUCAUAAAUUGCAGGAAGACGAACGAAUAAUCAUCGUUUUGCUACAAUUGGAAAGAAGAUGAUUCCCCUAGUUAGCAAAUUCUACUGUUCGUCUUCCGAGGUUGUGUUUGUCGUUAGGACGAGACCACACGUCAUUAAUGGAGGAGGUUUUGUUGUGACAGAUUGUAAUCAGAAAGUUGUUUUCAGUGUUGAUGGGUGUGGGAUUCUGGGAAAAGAAGAGGAGCUGGUUGUGAGGGAUGAGAAGAGGGAUGCUUUGCUUUUACUCCGUGGGAAGGGAGGGAUUUUUGAGGCUCUAAGCUUUCAUAAGAUAUGGAAAGCUUACAAAUAUGACUUCCAAGGAUCUAAAAAGCUGGUUUUCAGCUUGAGAAGACCCAAGUCAUGUCUUCCUGUGAAAAACGAUGUUGGAAUCAGAAUAACAACAAAACCAAAGGUUAGCAGAAAAGAUUGGGACUUCGAGGUCAGUGGAUAUUUCCCAGAUAGAAGAUGCAGCAUCAUUGAUUCUCAAGGCAAUGCAGUAGCUCAGAUCGGAACGAUUAAAAAGACUGGAGAGCAGUUGAGCAAGGAUAUCUAUUAUGUUUCAAUAAAACCUGGAGUCGAUCAGGCCUUUAUUGUUGGAGUUGUUGCCAUUCUCGACAACAUCUAUGGUGAAUCAACCAGCUGCUGAAUUUUUAAGAAAGGGGACGAUGGCAAUUGCUCGUCGCCCUUCCAUCGAAUUGUGAUUGAACUGUAGAUUUGUGGCGGGACUCCAUUUCGUUCGUCACCAUGAACUGGAUCUGCAUAUUUUGUUAACAGCAAUGUAUUCUUUUAGCUUUUAUAGCAUUUGUCCUGUAAAUGUAAUUGAACUAUUUACCUUCUCCACUGC
Cucurbita pepo subsp. pepo (vegetable marrow) is the source of this 1334-nucleotide messenger RNA. RefSeq names its product protein LURP-one-related 6-like. The record is from RefSeq and is a predicted model, not a curated record. NCBI's taxonomy places the organism in Eukaryota, Viridiplantae, Streptophyta, Magnoliopsida, Cucurbitales, Cucurbitaceae.